AUGGUGCUAUGGCGAUUGGUCUCGCUGCAGUUCAGAAUUUCAGAAGACUUUCCCAGCAAAGAAGAUUUCGAUGAACAAUUGACUUUGCCCGGUAAUCACAACGAUAUCCUUCUCAAGUCAUUCAAGCAGUGGUUAUCAAGAUGUGCAGAACAGGAUCAGUCAUUCGCAUACACCAUGCAAAUGAUCGAUCUAUUUGCUCCGCUUCUUGAAGGGAUGAAUGACGUGAUUAGGAACGGUCUUGGAACAACAAGGGAGGCUAUUUGGAAGAUUCUGUUGCCCAUAUUUGCACAACUUCAGUUUCAGAACUACUGGAUGGAAGCUUUGGUCCAUGUGGUAAACUUUACAGCGGUUUGGCCUAUUGCUUUCAGGGAAAUGAUGAGGCGAAAUUGCUCCAUUAGUCUAUCUGGCAAGGAAGGGCACGAUCUAGCUAUGGAUGAAUUUGUUGAAGAGCAUUUAGUGAAGCCAUUAAAAAGCUAUGUGACAGGUAAAUCUAACUGCUUGUUUAUUUAUUUAAUUUUGGCUUUACUGUUCUUCAUGUACAAUGUCAAUGACAACGUGCAACACUACGUACUAAUGAGUAAUGUAGUUUAUAAGCAAAACUUCGACUUUUCUUUUCACUCAAAACCUCGAAGUUUUGCUUAUAUUUUUCAGGCAGUUGUUAUUCCGCAAAUUGGUUAUAUGUCAUAUCCGGAAAUGUUUGUUGAAAAUGAGGUGCCGGAAUGCGCAUUUUUUCAAAAAAUGUCUGUUGUAAAUCGGUUCUAAAUUACUUUCCAUUGUACUACAACCUGGUAAAAAUAAAUUCUGUACUUUAAGAAACUUGUUCAAACUACAUGUUGCUUGUUGAUUUUCUUUCACUUUUUUCUCCACAACGCAUAAUUAAUUGCUCACGUUCUGUUUGUAGCACAUAAUUUAGUUCAUAUUAUUCAAUUAAGGACAUACAAGUGUGAAGAUGUGUGA
Paramuricea clavata is the source of this 957-nucleotide messenger RNA. The record is from the annotation of a GenBank genome assembly. NCBI's taxonomy places the organism in Eukaryota, Metazoa, Cnidaria, Anthozoa, Malacalcyonacea, Plexauridae.